Molecule: messenger RNA, 9951 nt
Organism: Penaeus chinensis
Lineage: Eukaryota; Metazoa; Arthropoda; Malacostraca; Decapoda; Penaeidae
Gene: Eps-15
Product: epidermal growth factor receptor substrate 15-like 1
Exons: 19
Coding region: 12-3476 (1154 amino acids)
Biological process (GO): endosomal transport; endocytosis
Cellular component (GO): clathrin coat of coated pit; cytoplasm; plasma membrane
Molecular function (GO): calcium ion binding; cadherin binding
Source: RefSeq, a predicted model, not a curated record
GUUAUGGCAAGAUGGCCUCCCUACCAUCUCCCACCCAGGUGGCGGGGGAUCAUACAAGUGUCUUUGAAGCAUGGUACAAGAAAGUAGACCCCUCUGGUAGUGGUGUAAUCCAGGCUGGACCAGCUGCGGGGUUCUUGAAAAAAUCUGGCCUCAAUGAUAACAUUCUUAGUCGAAUAUGGGACAUUAGUGACCCUGGCGGUAAAGGCUACCUGGACAAAGCUGGCAUGUUUGUAUCCUUGAAGAUGGUGUCAUUGGUACAAAACGGCAAGGAACCCAGCUUAGCGAACAUCAACUUGCCAACACCACCUCCAAAUAUGGGUGAACCUCCCCCACAUCCACCACCCCCAGUCAAACCAGCCCCCCCACACCACACACCUGCGGCUGCCCCUGGAGUGUGGACCAUAACCCCGACAGAUAGAAUGCGCUACGACCAAAUAUUUAAUUCCUUGGGACCAGAAGCCAACAAGCUUCAUGGCAAUAAGGUUAGAGGUGUUAUGCUCAACUCCAAGCUUCCUAUGGAAACGCUUGGCAAGAUUUGGGACCUGUCGGACAUGGACAAGGAUGGCUCACUAGAUCGUGUAGAGUUCUCUAUUGCAAUGCAUUUAGUAUACAAGGUACUAGAAAACAAUCCCAUGCCAUCUGGUAUACCACAAGAGAUGCUCUCCAGUGCACAACGAGCUGGUGUCGCUCAGGGUCCUGUACCUGCUCCUCUCGCUCCUCCAUCUCAACUACAGCAAGCUGAUGCCAACAAGCAGCAGCUGAAGAUCUUUACCACUGAGAUUGAAGACAUCGAUGGGAAGCCUGCUGAAAAACAGCCCUCAGGCCCCCCUCCAGCUCCAUGGGUGAUAAGCGCAGCUGAAAAGGCGAGAUACGACGUGAUGUUCCACAAUGCGGAUCUGGAUAAAGAUGGCUUUGUGAGUGGGAAUGAGAUCAAGGGUGUCUUCCUGCAAUCUGGCCUCCCGCAGAUGGUUCUAGCACACAUAUGGAACCUCUGUGACAUGAAGCAGACAGGGAAGCUGACCUCAGAGCAGUUUGCCCUGGCCAUGUGGCUCAUCCAGCAGAAGCUCAAUGGCACAGACCCCCCAGCCGCCCUCACCCCCGAGAUGGUGCCCCCUACCAUGAGGCCCAAGCCUUCCACUGAAUCCAAUGUGGUUCCAGCAAAGCCACAGUACAGCAACCCAGAGCUCCAGUUGGUUGCUGACGAGAUCGAGGAGCUCAACGCCGAUAAGCUCAAGCUGGAGGCGGAGAUCCAGCAAAAGGAAGCUAGCAUUAGGGUGAAGAACAACGAAUUAAAAAAUCUUCAGACUGAACUCGAUACCUUAACUUCCACCUUGCGUCAACUGGAACACCAGAAGGGAGCAGCGCAACAGCGAUUAGAUGACCUUGGGAACCAGAAAAAACUCCUUGAGGAUGAGCGGAAAGAGGUCACGGCCUUGAUAGAGGCUGAGCAGGAGGAGGUCUCAAAAUUGCGCGCCCAAGUGGAGGAACAAGAAACCAGUCUCAAGGCACAAGAGGAUGAGGUGAUGUCCAAGAGGCAGGAACUGAAUGACCUCAAGAACCAAGAGAGCGAACUGGAGGAGAGUGUGACCUCAUUGAGAAAGAAGAUGGACCAGCUGGGAGUGACACAGCAAGAAACGCAGUUACAUAUAUCGCAGGCUAAAAUCAAGAUCUCCGAAUUGCAAGACCAGGAACGGCACAUGACGGAAGUCUUAAUAGCCUAUGACUCGGCAAUCUCUUCUGGUGAUGCGUCGUCCUUAUCAGAAGCCUCGCUCAGAGACAUCACACCCACCUUUAAUGACUCAAGCUACCUCCAUAUAGGCCCCUCUCCGACAGAAAGUCCUAAGGACUCACCGAAAGAACCGACAACACCACAGGAAAAUGGUUUACCAUCUCAGGAGACAAAUAAAGAUGCAUUGAAAGCCAAAGAUACCUCGUUUUCUGGAGGGCACGAUCCAUUUGCGGCAGCUUUUGGUGGCCAGCAAAACAGUGUGGAUAUGUUUGCAUCAUGGGAUCACAAUCCAUCUCAGCCGGCCAACAACCCACCACCUGCUGCAGACCCAUUUGGAGGAGAUGCGUUCGCAGCUCAGACAAAGGCUGCCAAGGACCCCUUUGGCAACGAGCCCUUCAGUGCGGGUGGAGGAGGUGGUCCCCCACCAAGACCCGAGAGCCCGACCCCAGCACUUCCCCCCAAGAAGUCCAAGCAGCCUCCCCCCAGACCAGCUCCCCCCAAGACCCGGCCGGCCAAGCCCCCUCCGCCCCAGAUCAACUCCAACAACAACCCCACCACCAACACUACCCCCAACAACCCCAACGCAGCCAACAACGCCAACUCGAACACAGGCAACGUGGACCCCUUUGCCGGAGGCUGGGGGGAUAACAAGACCCCUGCCAAUGCCACCAACAAUGGGGGCUUUGCUGACUUUGCGAACUUUGCCGAUUUUGAUACCAAGUGUUCCAAGGUAGUCGUCGCCAGCAACCCAGCAGCAACAUCACCCUGGGGGGAUGAGGACAAGUUUACGUCAGACGCCAAGUACCCACCAUCGACAGAUGAGGACCCGUUCGGUUCUCCCUUCACGGCAACGAAGGCCAAUAUCAGAAGCACCGACAACUCCCCCUGGCCGCAGGAUGCCUUUGGCUCAUCAGGCUUUGGGUCAGAUGAGGGGUUUGGAGACAAUUCGGUGUUUGCUGAUGACGAUCCAUUCUCCAAAGCUUCUGGAGCAGCUGAUCCCUUUGGUGGUGAUUAUGACCCCUUCAAGGAUCAGGGCUUCAAGGAUGCAGACAAAUUUUCCUGGGAAGAUGAGCCUGACCCCUUCAACACAAUACCAGAGGAGUCCAGUGAGAGUGCUGUCAAGAUGCCACUUGAUAAUGCUCCCAAGACAGAUCCUUUUGGUUUUAGUAUGAGUGAGGAUGAUACAAAUGCCAAUUUACCCACAGAGUUUUUCAGUGUAGAUCAGUUUAAUGCAAACUUUGAUAACAACAAAGACAAACUUGAAACGAGCCAGAACACGCGAUCAAAGUCAGUCAUUGGGGAUCCCUUUGCUUCCCAAGUGAAGGAAAGCAUACCAGUGCGGUCCAAGACGUCUCUCGGUGAGCGACGGCUUGCAGACUUCGACUUUGACCCAUUCUCGUCAUCUAAGGUAUCAAAUGCAGAGAAGAGCAAGUGGAAAAGUAAUGAGGACUUGUUGAACGAAAACUUUGGCCUCAACCGCAAUGAGGGUGGAUGGGGCUCAAAUAAUCUUGUGCCCACCAGCAAGACUUCCAGCCCCUUCAACAACAGUUUCCUGAACCAGUCCCAGCAGUCAGCGAGUGAGGAGGAACAGCUAGCAUGGGCGGCCAAAGAGAGCAUCAAGUUUGAAGAGUUCCGCAAGCAGCAGGAGGAGCAGGAACGUGCAGAUCUGGAGUUAGCUCUCACUCUUUCACGUUCCAUGACCGCGGGCAAAUCCCAGACUUCACGGUCACCCUCCACGGGCCUCUAAGUAAUGCUGGGGAACUAGUUGUGUACAUAUGUCAAAAUACCCAUAAAGUGAAGUUGUUAAGAGAUGUGACUGUUGAAGUUCAGAUUAUAGGUUUAAUAUUCUCUCUCUCUUUCUCUUUCUCUUUCUCUUUCUUUUUGUCCAGGUUGGUUUGGAGUUGACCAGAGUACUUUAUCAAAUUGAAUGUCUUUAGAGUUACUCAAAAUUGUAAUCAUUGUCAGUUUUGUACUGAUAACCACAUUAAUAAAAAUGAGAAGAUUAUCAUUAAUACUAUUACUAUUAUUAUUUUUAUUUAUUUUUUUUUUUUCUACUGUUAUUUUUUAAUCCUCAUAUUACUGCUGAUAUAUUUAUUAUUGCUAUUUUUAUUAUUAUUAUAAUUAUAAUUAUUAUGGUUGUUGUUGUUAUGAUAUUUUUUUAUUGAUCACUAAAACCCACAAUAUGUACUCUGCUCCAUCUCCUUUGAUUCCAGCUCUUUCCAUUACCUGAUUUCUCUUUAUUCUUGGUGUUAUUAGUGUCUUUUUGAUAUUAUUUCUCAACUGUAUAUGCUAUAUUAUUGAUAUGUAAUUAAUAUUAGUAAGCCAUUGUUGUACCGAUUAUGUAAAUUAUUUUUUUCUCUGAGUAUACACAUAUGUUGAUAAGCAUGAGAUAUUUUGACUGCAUUUUUUUCCACAUGACUGAGCAAUUGCAGUGGGCUUUGAAGGGAAAUUUUGGUGAAGGUUUUUAUAUUUUCGUCUCUAAUUACCGUAUUUCCUAUCCUUUAUCAUAUAAACAAAAACAGUGUUUUUUCUGUUUGCAUCGUUUAUCUUAUACACUUAAUGGUCUUUUUCUCUUUUCUUUUUUUUCUCUUUUCGUUUCCAUUUUAUUGAUCUUAUUAGUGAUAGCAGACAAAGAAGUCUGUUUUGUCUCCUUUGGUUCUAUGUUGAGCAAAGCUACUGCCCCCAGGAAAGCAGCUAAAGGAAAUUAGAUGAAAGAAUUUGAUUUUCACCACACCCUGCUUUUGCUGUUUUGAUGAUUAUAAUUAUUUUUAUUUUCUAUACGGUUCUUAACAUCAAGAUUUUUAUUGCCUGCAUUGAGAGCAGAAUACAAGCUCGUAACUGACCAUUCCUCAUCUCUCCAAAGGAUUAGGUUUUGAUAUAUUUUUAUAGGUGUGGUUGUUUGCUCUUGGAUGUGUUUGUGUGUGUGUUUGUGAAUGAUUUAGAAUGCACCUACAUGUGUUUUUUUUUUUUUUUUUUUUUUUUUUUUUUUUUUUUUUUUCUUCAUUGCAUUGAUUCAGUUUAACACUGGAGUAUAAAAAAUUGCUAUAGAAUGCAAUACUAGCAUAAAUUUAUUAUGAAGCUAUCAGUGGACUGUAUGUUGGCUAACAUCCCCAAGUAUGUUUAGUCUGUGUGUGUGUGUAUUUGUGUGUGUGUCGUGGAUGCAUGGGAAAGUUUGCAUGUAUUUAUGUGUGCAUGUAAACUUUUGUGUGCACACUCAGGUAUGUGUGUUUGUUUUCUUGUAUCUUCAUGGGGAGAUGAACUUAAUUUUCAGCUGAUUAUUGGAGUUACUGUAUUUUCUAUAUAACUUGCCUAAAGUUCUAUUCAGUAAACAGUUUUUUCUUUUCUCUUGAGUAGUGGUUAAAGGCAGUCGUAUUUGAGAAUAAAUAACUAAAUUUACUGCAUGUCUUAUCGGAUGACAGCCAUGUGAGAUGGCUUUGAUGCAGAAAAAGAUAAAAAGUUGUAACAAUUAAACACAAAGCUUAGCAACACCCACUUGAUACUGAAGACAAAUCUAGCUUUGCGUUGUUGUAGUCUUCUUUACGUUUGCGUCUUCCAAGAAGCAAUAUACUAUUCUUUCUGGCCCACGUCCUUCCCAUGGGUCAAUGAUCCACUACCUCGAUCAUUCUUGUUGCUAUAGGGUCUCCUCUCAGAGUGUGAAAAGUAAGAAGAAGAAAGAAAAGUGAAAGAAGGUAAAAGAAAGGGGAAAAAAAAAGGACGAGAUAAAGGGAAGAAAAGUCAAUUUUGUGCCAACUGUAUGUAUGGUAACAGGGAUAGUGGCCAUAUAAACUUUUAUUUUUAUUUUUUUAUUUAUUUACUUUUUUUUUUCCCCGAGAUCUGACUUCAGUGGGCUGUUUGGCAUUAGAGAUUGAAAAGAAAAAAAAUUGGCUUACCAUAAAGGGUCAUAUUCAUUUUUGUGGACUAUUCAAGAAAGCAGGGGAGUGUGUUUAUGACGAUCAAGAAGAAAGGCAUUUAGGUUUGGGGGAGGUUGGGGGGGGUGGAGUAAAGAGGAAGGGAGCGUAGAUUGAUGUGUCUUAAAUAGUAUCCAAAACACAGAAGUGAGUGAUAAGCUACAUAAAGCAGUCUCUGUCCACAAUUCAUGAUUUUUAGUUUUUAUCUUGGUAUGUAGUCUUUUUUUUUCAUUUUUGUUUACAAUUUACAAAAAAAAAAAAAAAAAAUGUGUUUUGACUGUACAUUUGUAGAAUAAAUUUUUUUUUGGAGUAAGAUGUUCUUGUAUAGCACCUGUGGCUUAUCAUUGUCUUCCAAUUGAAUUGUAUACUAGUAUAUUAGACCCCUGUACAUUUUUCAUUCCAGCACUCAUAAUAUGUAGAAGCAAUAGCAAUUUGGUAUUGUGUCAAUUUUUUAUUUAUUUAUUUAUUCUUUUUUUUUUUUUUUUCAAUUUUAUUCUUAAAAACUCCUUCCCCUCCCAUGGUUAGGAAGUGUACAUUAGGCAACAUUAUGGAAGCGUUAUCUGUAUGUGGUUGAUGAGAAUGUUCUAGUCUUGCCGUUGGAAGUAAGUGCUUGGUGGAUGUCUAACCGUCCGAGUCGUCUCAUCCAGAGAAUGCUGUUCCACUGUCCAUGGGUUUAAAGUUUGUUCAAACUGAAGUGCUUUACUGUGCGAGAACCAUGUUGUCAAGAGUGAAGAAAGGUAAAGAAAAAGAAAAAGAAAACGGAAUAAAAUAUAGAUGAGGAGAAAGCUAAAUAGGAAUUGGAAAAGAAUGAAGAGAUUUUACAAUUGUGACAAUGAUUUAAUCUGUCGGCCUCUUUCUGGGACUCGUUGCUUGAAGUCUGUGCGAAAGAAAAUUCAAAAAAUAAAAAUAAAAAAUGUUAAUAUAAAAGAAGAAUAUGUUGAAAUCCCAGUGACUUGGCUCACUAAACUGGAGGACCUCUUAGCUUAAAAAUUUACAUCAUGUCAUUGUUAAAGAAGAAAUUUUUGUGUUUGAUAAAAAAAUUAAAAAACUCUCUGCAUGUUUAUAGUAAAUAAUUGGUAAUAUGUAGCUCACAUACACUGAAAUUCUGUUAAUGAUUGCAGUGAUUAACAUGUUGAUUUAGAUGUAUGUAUGAUGUACAAUGCCUUACAGGUUUGAGAAAGUUGUAUUGUAGAUUACUUUUGUGGUGUAUAAAGUUGAGUGUCCAGGUGUGCCUGGAGACUGUUUCUCGUUUCCCUGUAAAUGUAUCUGUGAAAUACUCGUGUACUGAGAUAGUGUUAAGCUAUUGUAUAAAGGCAUAGAAGCGUAUACUAGUGGCAUCCUGUUAUCCUCCUCUGGAACCUUAACCCUUCUCAAUAUCCCCCUUCCCCUUCCCCCCCUUUCUCCCUAUAUCUCUUGUUUCUCUUCCUCCGCGUUGUUAUGAGCCUGUUUUUGGUGAGCAGCGAAGAGAUAAGUUGUUGGCCAAAGACGGUAUGUAGUAGGAGACACGUAGAUUUAGUGUGCGUGGUCAGAUGGGAAAUAAUUCAGGCUGGGGCCUGACUUCAAACUUGUUAUUUAUUAUUUUUUAUAAAUACUUUUUUAUAUAUUUAUUUAUUUUUCUUUCUUUCCGGUCUUUCUUUUUUUGUUUGUUUCAUGCAGCAAAAUAGAUUUUUAAUGUCGUGUAGAUGUGGGCUUCAUUUCUCUAGUCUGGCAAGGUACUAAAAUUUGUUUGAUGAUAACCUUUACAUUUUGAUACAGGUUGCUUUUAUUUUGUGUAAGUAAAGAAAAUUUGAAUAUAUUACUUUUGUAAUAUGUUGUUUGUGCUAUUUACCGAGCAAACAUUUACUCGAAAAAUGUUGCUCCAAUUGCUCUUAUCUGGUUUAGUGUGGUACAUGAUUUUCAUGUGAAAACAUAAGUUUGAUUGUGAAGCAGAAGACUACAAUGAUAUUUUUAUGGCUUUCUAGCAAAUCUGAGCAACAAUAUUUGAAGUGGCAAAAAGAAACAGUUUUGCGUGUUGUUUAAAAAAGAUGUGGGAAGUACUUUUUCUUCAGAAAUCGUGUAUGUGUGACUAUUAUGAUUAAUAGUGUUGCUCUCUCAUAGAUGUGUUUCUUGAUAUCUCUCAAUGCUGUGCAUGGCAAGAGAUGUGACAAUUUAUGAAUGUCCUUCCAUCUUGUUACAGUUAACAAACUGGUUAGUUUUAUUGGGUGUUUUGAAAGAGACGUUGGUGAAAAGUAAUGGUGUUAUUUUAGUUACUUUUCUACCUGCAAGUGCUUUUUUUUUUAUUAUUUUUUUAUUUAUUUAUUAUUUUUUUUUAACUGGUACUUCUAGUACUUUCAUAUCUUUUAUGGAGUAUGUAUGUUUGUUCAAUUAUCGGAUAAUUCUUUAUUUCCCCCCUUCUUCUUUUGCUUUUUUGUGGGCUCUGGUUCAGUAUGCAAAGACCUGGCAGUAUAUUGCCUUACAUGUAUAUGAUGUCAGUAUUAUAUCAUCAGUAUAGGACAGCUGGUGGUGGUGGUGGUGCAAGUGGCAAGAUUAUAUAUAAAUAUAUUUUUCUGAGAGGAAUAAUGACAAAGGAAGAGAAAAGUCUUAUAAGAUUUGUUUUUAUAGUUUUUAUAUACAGUUUGUUGACCAUAUUGUGUACAGAUUUACCAUGGAACAGCAUAGCCAACAAAGUUUAAGCCAUGUCGCUCACUAUAUGAAGAGUUUGAAGCCAUGCCUCCUGCACAGCAAGAAGCAGCACUUUGCUGAUUUUGGGAGUAAGUUAGAGUUACAGAUCACACACAGCUACCCUGUUACAUUUUGUAGAAUCAAAUGACUCGGAAAAAAAAAAACUUGCAUUUUACAAAAAUUGGUCCACACACUUACUGAUGUCUAAUUUUUUUUUCUUUUUUUCUUUUUUAGAGGAUGUGGAUGUUUAAGGGUGAUGAAAGAGGGGAGGUGAUUACAUGGGAAUGUUGCUGUUUUGCAUUUUCAUUGAUGGAAGCACUUAAUAGAAUUGUACAUAAUCUUAUAUAUAUUUAUAUAUAUAUACAUAUAUAUAUAUUACAUUGAAUCUCAUUUGUUUAUAAGUUUGCAGAGUUUAUCUAAGCUGUAUAAGCUUUUAAAGUGUGCAAGUGCAGUGAUUUCCAUUUAUAUGCAUGGGGAUAUAUAUAUCAGCCAGAUUUUGACAUUUAGAUCCUUAAUUCAAAGUUUAGCAGAUGCAAGUUUAUAUUGUUAUAUGACCUUUUUAUGGUCUUACUGCGACAAUUGGCUGCAAGUUCCAUGUGUUUAUAGAUGUUCAGAUAAACACAAUAUUAUGCAUUUAUAUUAAUAUUUAGGGGACACACCACACAGAUACAAACAUUAACAUAGACACAGAAACACAACUAUCUGUAUGCAUUUAUAAAGUUGACAUAUGCUUAUUGAGUUCACAUAAUUUUUAAAAAUGCAGUUACCAGUAAAGCUGUUCAUCCACAUGUGCAAACUCCUAAACAGCUUGCCAUGGAAGGAAAUAAACUAUAGUUAUAAACUAAUAACAUAAGGAAUAUAUAAGUAUAUUAACUUGGGUCAGGCACAUUAUGAGGUGCCGUCAUUCACAACCUGAAAGGGGUGUGUGUGUGUCAGCGAGUUGUCUCAUUGGUAGGGUGCUUGCACUUGCACUCGCUACUGCCUUCAAAGGGUGUGCCACCACCCUCCUGUCCCCCAGCUCCCGGGUCUCGCAUUCUCUUGCCACUGGAUGAUUGAUAGCCCCCUCUCGUAGCUCUCCAGGUCCAUACACCUCUAGGUCUUCGCCACCAAUGUUGUACUAAUCAGUAAGUGGUGAGGGUUGCCGCUUCACACUCCAGUGGUGAUAAAAAGAAGAAAUGGUGCCUGAGUGCGUUGCCUCUUCUCUCUCGAUGUGUCUCCAUCAUAUGUGUUCAGACUGCACGAAGACUGUACAUUUGUUAUUUCAUCUUCCCAAGGAAACUGAGUGUAAGAUAUUAAUUUUAUCUAUCCCGAUUGGUUGGUUAAUAUGCCUAGUGUCGAUUUUAAGAUUUUUGCAACCCACAUGUACCUCAGAUUUGAAGCAAGAUGUAGAUGCGAUUUACUGUCAAUAAUUCUUGUAGUUCUUUUUCUUAUUUUUGUUUUUCAUUUUGCUGCAAACGAAGUAAAGAAGAAAAUUAUAGUUGAUUUUAUUUUAUAGUUGAUGUUGCUUCUCCCCCGCCAGCUAGGGAAUUUUCCCCAGAUGCUACCACAAUAUGAAGAUUCCAGGGUUGCGCCCUCUAUAAGUCGUGUUGUUCAGUGUCACCGUCAUGUUAUCUCAGUGUACAUAAUGCUUAAUAAACAAACACGUUCACCAGA